Molecule: messenger RNA, 1347 nt
Organism: Hibiscus syriacus
Lineage: Eukaryota; Viridiplantae; Streptophyta; Magnoliopsida; Malvales; Malvaceae
Exons: 3
Coding region: 51-1160 (369 amino acids)
Cellular component (GO): plant-type cell wall
Source: RefSeq, a predicted model, not a curated record
UCUUGUAUUUUAUUUCUCUUAUUGGAGAUUAGACACUAGAGUUUGUAGGAAUGCGAGGGGUCGUUUUGUUGUCGGUGCUCCUAUGCGCCAUCCACCGUAUCGCACUUUCUGCAACCGCCGGUACGGUGGCGGACGGGCUGUUAGAAAAUGGUAACUUCGAGCUAGCUCCCAAUGCCUCGAGCAUGAAGGGCACCGUCGUGGUGGGGCGUUACGCCAUACCGAGCUGGGAAAAUGAGGGCUUCGUCGAGUACAUAAAGUCGGGGCAAAAGCAGGGCGACAUGUUGCUGGUGGUGCCCGAGGGAGCCUAUGCGGUCCGGCUGGGGAACGAGGCAUCGAUCAAGCAGAAGAUAAAGGUGAUCAAGGGGAUGUAUUAUUCCAUCACGUUCAGUGCCGCUCGCACUUGCGCUCAAGAGGAGCGGUUGAACGUCACGGUGGCACCCGAUUCAGGCGUGCUGCCGAUCCAGACGGUGUACACCAGCAGCGGUUGGGACAACUAUGCAUGGGCGUUCAAAACAGAAUCCGACGUGAUCACGUUGAUUAUUCACAAUCCGGGCGUCGAGGAGGAUCCGGCGUGCGGACCACUCAUCGACGCGGUUGCUAUCAAGGCUUUAUAUCCUCCUAAGCCUACUAACAAGAACAUACUGAAAAAUGCUGGUUUUGAAGAAGGUCCAUAUAUAUUCCCCAACACUCCAUGGGGUGUCCUAAUCCCACCCAACAUCGAGGACGAUCACUCGCCUCUCCCCAGUUGGGCAGUCGAGUCCCUCAAGGCCGUCAAGUACAUCGAUUCCGCCCAUUUUUUCGUGCCUCAAGGCCGAAGAGCCGUGGAGCUAGUCGGCGGGAAAGAGAGCGCCAUCGCUCAAAUAACAAGAACCAUCGUCGGCAAAACAUACAGGAUGUCGUUCUCGGUGGGAGACGCUAACAACUCUUGCGCAGGUUCUCUGGUCGUCGAGGCAUUCGCCGGUCAGGCUACGCUCAAAGUCCCGUACGCGUCCAAGGGCACUGGUGGAUUUAAGCGAGCUGCAUUGACGUUCAAGGCUGUUUCCAACAGGACAAGAAUCAUGUUCCUCAGCACGUUUUACACUAUGAGAAGUGAUGACUUUUCUUCCCUAUGUGGCCCUGUCGUCGACGAUGUGAAACUUUUGAGUAUCCGUCAACCAUGAUCAAGUCAACCUUGUUGAUGAAGCAAUGUCGGAUAUGGUCUAUGAUAUACACAUAUAUAUUGGACAUUUGUCAUACUAAGAAUGUUUUUUUUAUAAAAAAAACAAGGGUUUUCAUGUGAGCUAAAUUAGGUUAUAUAUUAAUCCAACAAAAUAAGAGUAUAUAAUACUAAUAUGAAGUUAUGUAGUA